Molecule: messenger RNA, 1516 nt
Organism: Phacochoerus africanus (Common warthog)
Lineage: Eukaryota; Metazoa; Chordata; Mammalia; Artiodactyla; Suidae
Gene: PCBP2
Product: poly(rC) binding protein 2
Exons: 14
Coding region: 349-1344 (331 amino acids)
Biological process (GO): regulation of gene expression; regulation of RNA metabolic process
Cellular component (GO): cytoplasm; nucleoplasm; nucleus
Molecular function (GO): single-stranded DNA binding; mRNA binding
Source: RefSeq, a predicted model, not a curated record
ACCAGCAGAGGCAGCAGCCGGAGCAGCCGCAGCCUGCGCCCUCUCCCGCCCGCCCGCCCUCCGCCCGCCCGCCCGCCCUCCGCCGCCCUCCACCCGCCCCGGGGUCUCUUUCCCCCUUCCUCCUCCUCCUCCUCCACCCCCCCCUUCCUCCUCCGCCCGCCCGCGGGGCCCCCCUUGCCUUCCCGCCCGCCCCUAUUGUUCCGCCCCCGGCCUCCCGCCCUUCCCCUUCCCGCCCGCUCCCCUUUUCCCCCUCAGUCGCCUCGCGCCUGCAGUUUUUGGCUUUCACCCCCCCACCAGUGACCAAAGACUUGACCACUCAAAGUCCAGCUCCCCAGAACACUGCUCGACAUGGACACCGGUGUGAUUGAAGGUGGAUUAAAUGUCACUCUCACCAUCCGGCUACUUAUGCAUGGAAAGGAAGUUGGCAGUAUCAUCGGAAAGAAAGGAGAAUCGGUUAAGAAGAUGCGAGAGGAGAGUGGUGCACGUAUCAACAUCUCAGAAGGGAAUUGUCCUGAGAGAAUUAUCACUUUGGCUGGACCCACUAAUGCCAUCUUCAAAGCCUUUGCUAUGAUCAUUGACAAACUGGAAGAGGACAUCAGCAGCUCUAUGACCAAUAGCACAGCUGCCAGUAGACCCCCAGUCACCCUGAGGCUGGUGGUCCCUGCUAGUCAGUGUGGCUCUCUCAUUGGGAAAGGUGGUUGCAAGAUCAAAGAGAUUCGGGAGAGUACAGGAGCUCAGGUCCAGGUGGCAGGGGACAUGCUCCCCAACUCCACUGAGCGGGCCAUCACUAUUGCUGGCAUCCCGCAAUCCAUCAUUGAGUGUGUGAAACAGAUCUGCGUGGUCAUGUUGGAGUCCCCCCCGAAGGGCGUGACCAUCCCGUACCGGCCCAAGCCGUCCAGUUCUCCGGUCAUCUUUGCAGGUGGUCAGGCCUAUACCAUUCAAGGACAGUAUGCCAUUCCACAGCCAGAUUUGACCAAGCUGCACCAGUUGGCAAUGCAACAGUCUCAUUUUCCCAUGACGCAUGGCAACACCGGAUUCAGUGGCAUUGAAUCCAGCUCUCCAGAGGUGAAAGGCUAUUGGGCAGGUUUGGAUGCAUCUGCUCAGACUACUUCUCAUGAACUCACCAUUCCAAACGAUUUGAUUGGCUGCAUAAUCGGGCGUCAAGGCGCCAAAAUCAAUGAGAUCCGUCAGAUGUCUGGGGCGCAGAUCAAAAUUGCGAACCCAGUGGAAGGAUCUACUGAUAGGCAGGUUACCAUCACUGGAUCUGCUGCCAGCAUUAGCCUGGCUCAAUAUCUAAUCAAUGUCAGGCUUUCCUCGGAGACGGGUGGCAUGGGGAGCAGCUAGAACAAUGCAGAUUCAUCCAUAAUCCCUUUCUGCUGUUCACCACCACCCAUGAUCCAUCUGUGUAGUUUCUGAACAGUCAGCGAUUCCAGGUUUUAAAUAGUUUGUAAAUUUUCAGUUUCUACACACUUUAUCAUCCACUCGUGAUUUUUUAAUUAAAGCGUUUUAAUUCCUU